CCCCCUCAGAAUGUGAGCGCAUUGAAAAUGGAGAUCAUUUCCUUGUGGAGGUCGUUAGUGCUUAGCCCAGUGAGGGCACCCGGUACAGUACUGCACACUGGGAACGUUAAGAUGAGUCCGUGAAACUCGGCCUGAACGUGUAGAUGUAGUGAGACAAGCCUGUUCACUAGCCACAAGGCUGCCCCAAAUACAGAGGUUUGGAGGCCGUCAUAAUAACGACAAAAAUGGGGGGGGGGGGGGGCGGGGCGGGGGAGCCGGAGCUCGCUGGCCUCCGCCGGCGGUUUCUUCCACAGCUCUCCCAGGCUCUUAGAGGCAGGUGCAUCCUGGGAGCCGAGGUCCCAGCGUUAGCCGUUAAAAGAACAAACACCGAAGCUGACCGACCUUGGCUUGUAAAGGGUGAUAAGGAAGGCUUUCCUCUUAGCCUGGGGUCUCCGCCUGGCUUUAGCAACUCGGGGUGACGUUUAUGCCUCCCGAAGGCUUGAACGUCUCUUAUCGGGAACAAGCUCAACCCACUCUACCCUGGCCCGGUGAAGCCGAGAAGCGUCACGUGGGCCUCAAGAAUGAGCCCGGAAGCCCGCGGGAGGGAGUUCCCAGAAGAGAAGAUUGAGUGGCACCCAUGAAAACUCUUUCACUAACUCUACCGGGUUAAGCACACGGUUAUAACACAUUGUUCUACGUGGGCAAGUGGGGCGAUUUGGGGCUUCUCCGAAAGCAAAGGAAAGCCAGCGAACGGCAUCCGGGGAAGCCACGGCCACUCUUCCGAGGCCCGCCGAGCGAUUUUGGUGGCUCCCUUCCUAUCUCUGCCGACCUUUUCCUGCUACCUCCAGCUCGGCGCUCCUUAUCGCUACUGAGGGGUGUGUCGAGGGGGAGGAGCUCCCUUCCUGUCAGCUCCACCUAGGAAGGAACUGCAGUCUAGGGACACAUCCGGGCUGUCUCUGGAUAAGUGACAGCUCCCGUCCCCUGUAGCAACUGCCGCACCUGCAGCAGCAGCAGCAGCAGCAGCAGCAGCAGCUCCAGCUCCAGCCAGAGGAAGUCCUGGGGCCGCUCACCGGACCUAGAAGAUGGGAUUGGGGGUUUCUAAUUACAUGAAGGGGCCACUCCUUCUUUUUGCCUCUAUAUGUGCUUGGUACUCUGGAUACCUGCUUGCAGAGUUUAUACCUGAUGAAUCCCUGAUUAAUGCCAUCCGUACCAUGCAGAACAUUGGAAAGAAACCUGUCAUCAGAGCUCCACUCCCCAAAAGACAAAAAUGUGGCCAUUGGACUUCAUGCCCACCUAACAGCUAUGCCUAUCAGUUGCUAAGUGGUGGUGGUCCCAACAAUUAUGCCAAAAUUUGCUUUGAGGAUGAGCUACUCAUAAGUGAAGAAAAGGGUAAUGUUGCAAGAGGUAUCAACAUUGCCAUUGUGAAUUAUAAAACUGGGAAACUCAUAGACACAAAAUAUUUUGACAUGUACGGAGGAGAUAAUUCUGGACCUUUGACCCAGUUCAUCAAAAAUGUCCCGCAGGAGUCUCUGGUCUUUAUGGUGACACAUGACGAUGGGAGCAGCAGAUUAAAGAAUGAUGCCAAAAAUGCCAUUGAAGGUUUGGGCAGUAAAGAAAUUAAAAAUAUAAAAUUCAGAUCAAGUUGGGUAUUUCUUGGAGGAAAAGGCGUUGAUUUCCCUGAAAAUAUUCAAAGAGAAAAGAUCAACCAUUCUGAUAACACCAAAAACAGAUAUCCGGGUUGGCCAGCAGAAAUACAAAUAGAAGGAUGUAUACCCUAUGUUAUGUAGGCUACCACCGAGUCUUCUUAAUAAAUAAACUUUCCUAGUUACAUAUUUAAGGAAAUUAUUUUCUCAAAUACUUUAAUUUUCUAAAAAAAUUUUAGAAUGUAAGCCUCUUCAGGGCAAGGACUUUAUAUCCCCAGUAUGAUAACUAAUGUUGAGUAAAUGUUUGUGAAUUGAAUUAAAAUGAAUAAAGCACCAUUCUAAAACAAUCAA
Messenger RNA from Monodelphis domestica (gray short-tailed opossum), 1973 nucleotides. RefSeq names its product FAM3 metabolism regulating signaling molecule B (gene FAM3B). The record is from RefSeq and is a predicted model, not a curated record. NCBI's taxonomy places the organism in Eukaryota, Metazoa, Chordata, Mammalia, Didelphimorphia, Didelphidae.